Molecule: messenger RNA, 585 nt
Organism: Staurois parvus
Lineage: Eukaryota; Metazoa; Chordata; Amphibia; Anura; Ranidae
Source: the annotation of a GenBank genome assembly
AUCUCUCUUCCAGGAAGACGAUAUAUCAGAGAAGGAUGGCUGUCUCUUGUACCACCCAGUGGAGAGGAGGUCAAACAUCGCAUGCUCUUCCUCUUCUCUGAUGUCCUGGCUGUCACCUCUCCUUGUCACCCCUUACACCCCGUCAACGCUCAUAAAUUCUGCUGUCGGGCAAUCUACCCACUGAGAGAAUGCCGGGUGGAGAGAGUCCUGGGCCACACCCAGAGCCAAGGAGGGCUGAUCAGUUUGUCCUUCAAGAGGGAGAAACUUCUUCUGAUGUCAUCCAACCAACAGGACAUGAACAGCUGGUACGAGUGUCUGCUGACUGCCGUGAGAAAACUCCGCUCAGAUGGCAGCACUAGUGGUGGAGGAUCACAGAGUCAUCCAACGAUUCCCGAGGAGCCACCAAACACUUCUGUGCCACCGAGAGUUCCCAAGAGACGUCAUGUCAGUGUGCCGAAGGAAGAGUCUGGAGAUCCAGAAGAAGCAUCAUGGAAGCGAAUGAGAGUCACUGAGCCUGUUGAAGAAAAGCCGGAGCCGUCAUCACAGGCUGAUAAUGGAGCCGGGUGGAGAUGUGCCAUUUUAUAA